Westerdykella ornata is the source of this 2077-nucleotide messenger RNA. RefSeq lists its product as uncharacterized. The record is from RefSeq and is a predicted model, not a curated record. The transcript has 5 exons. Lineage: Eukaryota; Fungi; Ascomycota; Dothideomycetes; Pleosporales; Sporormiaceae. Bases 317 to 1927 code for a protein of 536 amino acids.
GAGGAUUUUGAACCUAUUGGCUGCCAUCUCCAACCUGCAUCCGAAAUGCAUCUGGCCUUCCAUUCCGGGGAGCAUGCAGUGCCAAAGUCGCCCACGAUACGCUAUUUUGAGCCGAACCAUCGACGGAUGGACUUGUCCCGUCCGGCCUGUACGAUAUCGUCUGCCAGUGUUGGAUCCAGGUCGCUCCCCUCAGGGAGCUCGGUUGAUAGAGUCCUCGGGGUUGAACAGAACCCACAUGGCUCAGGGAAUGGGCAUUGCCAACGCCUUCCCCGAAGGAGCUGAAGAGCUCGGACUCUAGAGAGUCCGGCAUGAUUGUAUGCAUGCGCUCAAGUUUGGCCGAAAGGUUCAGUAUAAAAGGGGGACUAGACGCCAGCCAAAUCACCCACUUGUCAGAGCUCCAACUAUUGCGCCCAUCAUCAACAUGGCUCUUUCACGCUACCUCGUCCAAUUUCUGUCUCUCGCCACUACCAGCCUUGCUGUCAACAGCGAGGAGGCCAGUCUCAUCGCUUGGAAGGCUUAUGGGGACUUGAUCAAGAACUACAUCACGGCCAACCAGCCUCUCACUCCUGGAACCGAUUUCAUCUACGUCACGCCACUUACCUCCACCUUCGUCCGUGGUGGCACGCCUUGCCCUGAGUCCGUUACGAACUUUGAGCUCUACCAAUUUGCCGACCGUCUGCAGAACUCGGCUAGCCCGCUCCUUGACACCACAGGUCCCCUCUAUGCGCAAACCCUUGAGACCUACUUGCAAUCAGUGGCCAUCCUCGACAAGGAGUUAACCCCUGAGCAGAAGAAGAAGUUGGAUCAGCUGGAGAAAAAUGUCAACGACGCGAAGACAAAGUUCCAGAAGGCGAAAUCCAGCGCUUUCCUCGCCUGGAGGAAUGACGAGGUUGCGCAAUACUUCAAUCAGACCUUCCAAGCGUGGGUCACCGACAACGACCCUCAAUAUGCCAACUUCCAAGCUCAACUAGUCACUGCCGAUGCAUCCUACAACAACUACAUGUUGAGCAUCUACGGCUCCAAGUACAACCUACUCCAAGAGCAGCGAAACAACAUCAAUAGCAAAGCGCAGAACGAACUUGGUUCUGUCCCAGGACCAUGCCGCAACGAGACUGACUUCGCCCAUCAUCAUGUUGUUCACCCCCCGACGAACGUGACUAAUUGUACCGACAGCUACAACAUGAUGGUUUACCCUUCCGCCGACAGCUACAACGUCUCGAUUGACCCCUUUGUCAAGAAUGAGAUCACCGAGUCUACCAUUUAUCGCCCUGCCUACUCGCUGACUGGGUACGAGAACACCUGCGACAGCUACUUCAGAAGUACUCAAGGUUUGACUACUCUGCAAUAUGGCUUCACGAACGUCGACGGUCACGAUUGGAGCUCUCUGGGCUACACCAAGAAAGUCACCAAGGGCGGUGGCGGCUUGUUCGGCAUCAUUGGAUACAAGAAGUCGGGCGAGCAGGAAACCACUUAUUACAACUCCUGGAGUGGCUCCUGGGCGCAGGACGUCAAGAUCACCGUCUCCAUGAAGGGCGCACCUACUCUUGUCCCCAUCACCGCCGGCUUCUGGGAUGUCGGCAAUGUCCGCAAGACGUACCCCAAGCUCCGCGAGGGCGAGACGGACGACCUCCAAGGCCUUGUCCGCCUGACACAUGUGCUGGUCGGCUACCAGCUCGGCAUGACCAUCAAGUUCUCCAACUCGGAGAUGUGGAGGAAUGUAUCGCAGUUUAUUGAGACGGGCAAGAGUAGCGGUGGAGGCUCUCUCCAGAUCUUUGGCUUCGGUUUCGGCAAAGGUGGCGGCGGCGCAUACCAGCAUAGCACCAACGAUCUCAAGACCAGGACCACAUCUGAUGGCGGCGAGAUUGUCAUCCCGAAUACGCCCGAGGGUAUGUUGUUCAUGCUGGGUGCUCGCGGUAAGGCUCUGUAAAUACGUAGCUGCGUGGCUUGCACUCGACGGAGACGGGGAGGUGGAGUAUCAGAGCACAAGUUGUAGUUCCUCCUGUGAAGGGUAACGUGGAUAUUAGCUAGAUGAAUGAACGGACCGGUGUAGGCGAGGAGAUGUCGCGUGGUUCUGGCG